GACCAAUCACAGCGCACAGGGCGGGAUUUGUCAGAAUACGAAUGACAAAACACACUCACACACAGAGACACGCUGUAGUUCUGUGUGUCCUUGAAGUCCUACAAAGUCUAAAAACCAAACUUUAACUAUUCUCUCAUCUUAAAUAACUCAGGAGAAUGGGCUUUAUCGUGUCGAAGGUCAUGGACCAGAACCUGAAGAAGCAGCAGGAGUUCAUGCUGCACAACGCCAGAAUCCAGAUGGAGCGUCAGAUCCUCAUGCAGAACGAGAUGCGAGAGCGACAGAUGGCUAUGCAGAUCGCCUGGUCCAGAGAAUUUCUCAAAUACUUCGGGUCUUUUUUCGGCCUGGCUGCAGUCGGACUCACUGCCGGAGCCAUAAAGAGGAGGAAACCCGGUAUGUUUGCGCCGCUGGUGCCGCUCAGCUUCAUCCUGGCGUAUCAGGUGGACAUGGCGUACGGUUCCUUCAUCCACCGCAUGAGAGAGGAAGCCGAGAGCGUCAUGCUGGCUGAAGCGGAUCGGCUGAAUUUGCCUCACGGACCGCCGACGUUUGAGAGCAUCGAGAAAGCGCGCAGAGCAAAAUCCCACCUCCCUCCUCUCUCGGAGAAAUGAGGGACGCUUUUAGCACUAGUGAGUCGGGAAGUGUGUGUGUGUGCGGGGGGAUGUGAUAACGAAAAUGUUUCUGUUCUCUGAUGAGGUUUUUAAUUCAUCAGAAUUUAAACGUAUACCUAUCGAUCAUGAGUUUGAUCCCGAUCGCUCUGAUCGAUCAGCUCAGCUCAGCUAGCUAAGUGGUAGAUAAAGAAUCAUGGAUAAAUCUUUAAUUGGAAAGUCUUCAGCCUGACAUUUUGGCCACAAAAACGGAUUAGAAUGAAAUCUCGACUCUGAUUGGUUGAUUCUAAUAUAAAUGUGCAGUGUUAGCUACGUAGAAAAGCCGAAGUGACACCUUUUUACCUUCGAACGCUUAACUUUCUGCUUGGAUUAUGUUCUGAUUAUGUUACGAUACGUGCACAGUUCACGAGACUAAUUCGGUUAAUUCACUUUCGGACCUCACACACUGCAGUUUCUUUUUUUUCCCCCUUGUAUUAUUUGAAAAAUAUAAUAACUAAGCUUUAUUACAAAAUUUAAAGGAGCAAUCUGUCAUUUUCAUCCCCCCUCCCCCAUUGCAAUUACAAUAUUUGAUUUUUUUAAUUAUUUUUUUUAGUUCAAUUCUACCCUAACUGACUUUUAUUAAAAUUACACAUGCCUUGUGAAUGGGUGAAAAAAAGGGGUGGGGUUAAGUUCAUGACUUUAAACAGCUAAAAACUAGCAAUAUUGAGAAUCAUGUUUUUAUGAAGCAUCUUUUGAAAUUCUGUUAUUGUAUUAAUUAUUACAGCUCAAGAAACACUGAAAUAUUACAAACUGCACCUUUAUAUUAUACGAAGCUAAUUUGCUAAUCAGUAGCUAAAACACGGCUCACGUUUGGUAUUUUCCUAAAUGUCAUUUUUGCUAUUUUAUAUCAAUGUAAACGUCUGACCUAAAAUGUCUGAUGUGUCACUCUGUCAGUGUGCGCUUGUGUUUUAUAUAUAUAUAUAUAUCUAUGUGCGUGCACACACACACACACACACACACACAUGUGAUGUUCCUUUCUUUUUACAAGCUGUAAACACAGAUGGGACUCUGCUGUCAUCUGUCGUGGUGAAUCUCUGAUAUCUGAUCAGGGGUGUGUGUGUGUGUGUGUGUGUGUGUGUGUGUGUGUGUGUGUGUGUGUGUGUGUGUUUAAUCAAUGAGCAGAGGAGCAGUGUGUUCUACAGAGUCACACAUCACAUUUUGUUUUAGGAAAGCAGUGUGAGGGUGUGGCACUGCUCUGCGCUCCUCUGUAGUGUGUGUGUGUGUGUGUGUGUGUGUUUGUGUGUGAGAGAGAGAGAUUUGUGUGUAUACACACACACACACACACACACACACACACACACACACACUGAUGGUUACGAAGUUCCCUCGGCUCUUUUGGUGCGCUCUGUAAAAUGGUGUUGUGUAAAAUCUCUACUGUGUGCUGCUGAGAAUCAACAAAUAAACAAUAAUAAACCUG
Molecule: messenger RNA, 2058 nt
Organism: Pangasianodon hypophthalmus (striped catfish)
Lineage: Eukaryota; Metazoa; Chordata; Actinopteri; Siluriformes; Pangasiidae
Gene: plgrkt
Product: plasminogen receptor, C-terminal lysine transmembrane protein
Exons: 5
Coding region: 156-605 (149 amino acids)
Biological process (GO): positive regulation of plasminogen activation
Cellular component (GO): plasma membrane
Source: RefSeq, a predicted model, not a curated record